This is a messenger RNA of Procambarus clarkii (red swamp crayfish), 399 nucleotides long. The record is from RefSeq and is a predicted model, not a curated record. Lineage: Eukaryota; Metazoa; Arthropoda; Malacostraca; Decapoda; Cambaridae.
AUGAUUCUUUCCCAGUUCACCGGAUUCUGGUUCCUGGAUAACAACCCAGAGGAAUGUUCAGUGUGUUUUAACAAUUAUGAUGACACUCUGCUACGGCCUCGCACUCUGCCAUGUGGUCACCCAUUCUGCUCCCAAUGUAUUGACAAUGCUAUCAAGAAUGGUCAGCUGAGCUGCCCCAGCUGCCGAGCCCAGCACACUGCCACUGCUGCUACUCAGUUCCCAAUCAGUUAUGGUAUGGAGGCCUUUAUCAGAAAACUAAAAGGUAUGGAGGUUGUGCCAGUGAAAACGGUACCCACAAAACCCAAUAAAGCUCCGACCAGAGGCAUCAGUAAGAAGUUACGUUCCAUGGUGCAGGAGCAGAAGAGCAGCAUCAGCUGCCUCAUUACCAGCUGUGAAGAG